AUGACCGAUCCGGACCUCGCAGCGUCGCCACAACCGGCCUUCGCGGACCCCGCAGAGGUGCCCUCCAUCCUCGCACAGCGCAAGCUCACAAACACGCGCAAAAAGCAGCUCAUAAAGGCCGCCUCGAGACCGCACAACGACCCACCCCCGCCGCCCGCGCCCUCCGACUGCUGCGGAAGCAGCUGCGAUCCGUGCGUAAAGACGCUCUGGAAGGAAGAGAAGCUCGCCUGGUCGCAGAGAUGGGGUCCGCACGCCAUCGAUCCCGCGCACAAGCAGAGCGAAAAGGCAAACUCUAAAGUCGAAGAGGCAAAGUCGAUGCCGGGCGCCUUUGAUUGGUAG
Pseudozyma flocculosa PF-1 is the source of this 339-nucleotide messenger RNA. RefSeq lists its product as uncharacterized. The coding region runs from base 1 to 339 and encodes 112 amino acids. The transcript has a single exon. NCBI's taxonomy places the organism in Eukaryota, Fungi, Basidiomycota, Ustilaginomycetes, Ustilaginales, Ustilaginaceae. The record is from RefSeq and is a predicted model, not a curated record.